Messenger RNA from Alternaria arborescens, 759 nucleotides. RefSeq lists its product as hypothetical. Lineage: Eukaryota; Fungi; Ascomycota; Dothideomycetes; Pleosporales; Pleosporaceae. Bases 1 to 759 code for a protein of 252 amino acids. The transcript has 3 exons. Gene Ontology annotation, molecular function: hydrolase activity. The record is from RefSeq and is a predicted model, not a curated record.
AUGAUCUCGCCACGCGCCUCGUUCCUAUCUGCCCUUUUUGCUGCAUGCCUAGUCUCAGCAGAGUCAGGCUGCCGUUGUGGCGACCCGGCUUUUCUCGCGAUCCCUCGUAUCAACCUUCCUGUGCCGGAACAGAUCAGACCAUGCCCUGCAUACAAGCUAAUUGAUGCCCGUGGAUCAGGCGAGCCACAGGGCGUGUCACUGAUGUUUCAGAACGUCAUCUCCGAUCUUCUUGUCAACAGCACCGACACUGCCUAUCAGGCUGUGGUGUACCCAGCCGAUUUCGACCAGAACGUAGCCUCGGGCGUUCAAAAUCUCCUUGACCUCAUCGAGUAUGGUCUGCAAGACUGUCCGGACCAAAAAUAUUUCUUGUUUGGAUAUUCGCAGGGUGCUACUGUAUUACAGCAAGCACUCGCUCAGUUGAACAACAAGACCUUGGAAUCUGUUCAGAGUGUCAUCAUGGUCGGCAAUCCGUAUCGAUUGCCUGGCAGAGUGGCGAACGUCGAUAGCCAGGGCCGAGCCGACAACCGGACUGCGUAUGGACUCUUCGCUGUUCAGGCUAUGGAAAGCAACGGCACUAUAAUCUCUUACAACGACGAUUUGGGAAUGACUGGCAAGUUCCAAGACAUUUGUCUCGAAAAUGAUAUUGUAUGCGCAUUUGAUCCCGAGUGCGAGUGCCAGCUUGCGAGCGAUCACCUCUCGUAUGGUCUAGCGAAAUCUGUUCAGGAUCGAAUCUUUGAUCAUGUUAUUUCUCGCUCCUAG